Molecule: messenger RNA, 2729 nt
Organism: Notolabrus celidotus (New Zealand spotty)
Lineage: Eukaryota; Metazoa; Chordata; Actinopteri; Labriformes; Labridae
Product: tripartite motif-containing protein 16-like
Exons: 1
Coding region: 83-1753 (556 amino acids)
Molecular function (GO): protein binding; zinc ion binding
Source: RefSeq, a predicted model, not a curated record
CAGACCGCUGCCGUCCAUCAGAGCUCAGACACUGUUUCUAUCUGGAGUUAGAGGAACUCUUUGACCGUCACUGAGAGGAGAAAUGGAUCAGAACCAGCUGGACCGAGAGGGACUCUGCUGUUCCAUCUGUCUGGAUCUACUGAAGGAUCCGGUGACUACCUCCUGUGGACACAGCUACUGCAUGAACUGUAUUAAAACCCACUGGGAUAAAGAGGAUGUGAAGAGAGUCCACAGCUGCCCUAGGUGUAGGCAGACCUUCACACCGAGGCCUGUCCUGAAGAAAAACACCAUGUUAGCAGAUUUAGUGGAGGAGCUGAAGAAGACUGGACUCCAAGCUGCUCCUGCUGAUCACUGCUAUGCUGGACCUGAAGAUGUGGCCUGUGACGUCUGCACCGGGAGGAAACUGAGAGCCAGUAAGUCCUGUCUGCAGUGUCUGAUCUCUUUUUGUGAGAAACACCUUCAGCCUCAUUUUGAAUCUCCGGCCUAUAAGAAACACAAGCUGGUGGAGCCCUCCAAGAAGCUCCAGGAGAACGUCUGCUCUCGUCAUGAUGAGGUGAUGAAGAUAUUCUGUCGUACUGAUCAGCAGUCUAUCUGUUAUCUCUGUUUAAUGGACGAACAUAAAGGCCACGACACGGUCUCAGCUGCAGCAGAAAGGACUGAGAGGCAGAGAGAGCUCGAGGGGAGUCGACUAAACAUCCAGCAGAGAAUCCAGGACAGAGAGAAAGAUGUGAAGCUGCUUCAACAGGAGGUGGAGGCUAUCAACGGCUCCGCUGAUAAAGCAGUGGAGCACAGUGAGGAGAUGUUCACUGAGCUGAUCCGUCUCAUGGAGAAAAGACGCUCUGAUGUGAAGCAGCAGGUCAGAUCCCAGCAGGAAACUGAAGUGAGUCCAGUCAAAGAGCUUCAGGAGAAGCUGGAGCAGGAGAUCACUGAGCUGAAGAGGAGAGACGCUGAGCUGCAGAAGCUGGCACACACAGAGGACCACAACCAGUUUCUACAGGACUACCCCUCACUGUCAGGACUCAGUGGAUCUACACACUCAUCCAGGAUCAAGACCCGUCCUCUGAGGUACUUUGAGGAUGUGACAGCGGCUGUGUCAGGAGUCAGAGAUAAACUACAGGACGUUCUGAGAGAGGAAUGGACAAACAUCUCACAGACAGGGACUGAAGUGGAUGUUUUACUGUCACAACCAAGACCAGAACCAGAGCCCAAGACCAGAGCUGAGUUCUUAAAAUACUCACGUGACAUCACACUGGAUCCAAUCACAGUGAACACACAGCUGUUAUUAUCUGAUGGGAACAGAAAAGCAAGAUAUAUGGAUCAACAUCAGUCUUAUUCUAGUCACCCAGACAGAUUCACUGAUUAUCUUCAGGUCCUGAGUAGAGAGAGUCUGACUGGACGUUGUUACUGGGAGGUGGAGCGGACAGGAAUAGUUUAUGUAGCAGUCACAUACAAGAAUAUCAGCAGAGCAGGAAGGUCACAUGAAUGUGUGUUUGGACGCAAUGACAAAUCUUGGUCUUUAUAUUGUUUCAACUACAUUUAUAACUUUUGGUUCAACAAAGUGCAGACUCCUGUCUCAGGUCCUGAGUCCUCCAGAGUAGGAGUGUACCUGGAUCACAGUGCAGGUAUUCUGUCCUUCUACAGCGUCUCUGAAACCAUGACUCUCCUCCACAGAGUCCAGACCACAUUCACUCAGCCUCUACAUGCUGGACUCUGUGUUUAUCCUGGAUCAGCUGAGUUGCUUCGGCUGAAAUAGACAGAAGUCAUUUCAGGGACAGUGGGUUCACUUCUGUGUUUGAAUUCUUCAACUUGAUUUUGAUUCCUGUUUGUUGCUGAGAGCUGAUUGUUGUCAGCUGUCAAUCAAACUUGGUGGGCGGGACUUUGACAUGAGUAAAUGUUUGAGUUUGUUGUGGUAACACUCCUUCCUGUGUCUGUUCAGCCAUGGAGGCUUUCACUGCUCAUGAUGAUAUCUGUUCUCCUGAACUGACAUUUCUCUGCAUGAAAAUAUGAACUUGUCUCUGCUCUAAAUGUUGGUUGAUUAUUUGUGUUGAUGCAUUUAUAUGCUGUUGUUUCUGAUCUGAUUCAUGAGUCUGAAGAGUUAAAGCAGCAGACCUUUCUUUAAUGUCUGUAUUUUGUUCUCAGCACUUUGUACAUUUGUAGAAAUUCUAUCAUCACGGUUAGAGAAAUUUGUUUGGCAGAAUUAAUUUUGUUGAAAGGGUAAAAAAAUAUAUAAUUUUUCCUAAUUUUCAUGUGAAUACUUUAAAUGAGGUGACACUAAUGAUGCUGGGGGGUUUUGUGGGUUGAAGUUUUUUCUCUUAGUUCUUAGAUGAAAGCCUGAAUCCUGAAAUGAAGUAUAGAAUUCUGAGAUCAAAGACAGAAUCAUGAGACUGGAGCCGGCAUUCUGAGACGAAAUCCAGAAUUUUCUGAUCAAAGCUGGAAGUCUGAGAUUAAAGCCAUAUUUGUAGAAAUUCUAUCAUCACAUUUUUAUUUUGUAUGAAUUAUUUUGUUCACAGUCAAAUGAAGUCAUUUUCAAACUUUGAUGAUCCUGAUUAAAUCAUGAAGGAGAUUUAUUCUUCUCACUGACAGAGCUGAGACGCUGAUCAAACAAACUGAUUGUAUGAAUGAAGUGAAUCUGUUCCUGAAAUCACUGAAGAGACUUUGACCAAACUUUAUCCAUCUGAUGUGUGAACAAACUGAAGCCUGACGUCAUGAAUAAACAAACAUGAACAAAA